UUCUUACCUUCAACAUUGAUUUCUGGUUCUGCAUUUCAAAUGGAGGAAACCAAUGAAGGACAGGUCCAAAUUUCGAUACCAGAGAAACAGAAUGACAGACCGAAGAGAAAGGCAAACAAGAAGAGGAAGUUCUCCGUCGAUGAUGAGACGUCCGGCGAGAGCAAUAACAAUACCAAAUCAAGGCCUGGACUGAGAAGAGGGAGCUCCUUCACCUUCCUCACCCCUGGACCUCAAUGGGACUUCAGUCUGAAGCGGAAGAUCAGAGAGAAGGAUGACUCUGAUGCAGUCAGCCUGUGCAGCUUUGACUUCAAGGAACCCAGCAACAAGCGUGUCCGUCCUCUCGGCAGGGUGAGCUCGCUGGCUAACCUCAUCUCCCCCGUGAGGAAUGGGGCCGUCCGGCGCUUCGGCCAGACCAUCCAGUCCAUGUCCUUCCGGGGCGAUGGCAGUGGUGGCAAGACGCCGGGCGUGCCCCAGAAGCCAUGCAGUAAGGCGGCGGCGCCCACGCCGCCCAAGAGACGCAACAGCAUGCUGUGGUCAGAGACCUUAGACGUCCACCAGAAGGGCACCUUCUCCACCAAGGAGAUCAAGAGACAGGAGGCCAUAUUUGAGUUGACUCGCGGAGAACAGGACCUGAUUGAGGACCUCCAGCUCGCACGCAAGGCGUACCACGACCCCAUGCUGAAGCUGAGUAUCAUGUCGGAGGAGGAGCUGAGCCAUAUCUUCGGGGACCUGGAUGCCUACAUCCCCCUCCACGAGGACCUGCUGGCCCAGCUGGCCACAGCCACCGGCCCCGACGGCACCGUGGGACAGAUAGGACAAAUCGUCGUCAGCUGGUUGCCAGGGCUGAAUGCAUACCGAGACUACUGCAGUAACCAGGUGGCGGCCAAGGCCCUGUUGGACCAGAAGAAACAGGACCGGAGGGUGCAGGACUUCCUGCAGCGCUGCCUGGAGUCUCCCUUCAGCAGGAAGCUGGACCUGUGGAGCUUCCUUGACAUCCCCCGCUCCCGCCUGUUUAAAUACCCCCUCCUGCUCAAGGAGAUCCUCAAACACACGGCGCCCGAGCACCCUGACACGCCCCACCUGGAGCUAGCGAUCACCAUCAUCCAGGAUGUGUUGUCUGACAUCAACAUGAAGAAGGGUGAGUCAGAGAGCCAGUACUACAUAGACAAGCUGGAGUAUCUGGAUGACAGGCAAAGAGACCCGCGCAUCGACCAGUGCAAGAGUCUGUUGUGUCACGGCGAGCUACGCAACAAGAGCGGAACAAAGCUGCAUGUGUUCCUGUUCACAGAGCUGUUGGUGAUGACCCGGCCUGUGACGCGGAACGAGCACCACUGUUUCCAGGUGUACCGGCAGCCAAUCCCGGUGCAGGACCUGGUGCUGGAGGACCUGCAGGAUGGAGAUGUCAAAAUGGGUGGCUCCUUCAGAGGAGCAUUCAGUAACUCAGACAAAGCCAAGAACAUCUUCCGUGUGCGUUUCCAUGACCCGUCUCAGGGCCAGUCCCACACGCUGCAGGUCAACGACGUCUUCCACAAGCAGCAGUGGCUCAACUGCCUGCGCAGCGCCAUCUCCGUCCACCACCCUGCCGACGUCACCACGUCCGCUUCCUCCCCGGCAGCCGACGCCCACUCUAAGCGGCGCUCCUCCAAAAUCUCCAUCAUCCACACGGAGGAGGCCGACGAGAACUGCCCUUUGACGCCCGCAGGUGCAACGUCCGCCUCCAGUUUGCUAUGCGGGGACGAGACCCCCAGUCCCACCUCAUCGUCUCCCUCCUCAUCGUCUCCCUCCUCCCGCUCCUCAUCCUCCUCUUCAUCACCACUAUCCUCCCCGUCGCCCAAACACAAAACCAAAAAGGACAAGCGCUCACUCAGUGCCUUAGGGAAGAGGAAGGAGACCAUGGUGUAAUUAGAGGGGAGAAAACGGACUCCUUGGCGAGCGGACAAUAUGUUUGUACAUAAGGAGGGGGAGUGGGGGGCUGGGUGUUCCCUCCCCGUGGGACUUUUUAUUUAUGUGUCUGUGUGUUUUAUUAUUACAACAGUAUUUUGUGUUACUGUCCCCAUUGGCAGCUAUUUACUUUACUCUUCCAUCCCUCCACUGUUUGGUUUUGUCCACAAAGGGGCUAAGUGCAUACCAUUCAGUAUUCUGGAGAGGCCUGCUUGGCUUUCAGUAAUUAGAGAGAAGUUGUGCAUAUUGUCCUGUUUACUGUUUUAUUUUUUUUUUAUUUUUUUUUUUACUCCCUUUUUUUCCAAUCUGAACUUACUUGUAGCUCUGUUUAAAACAGCACUGUUUAUGGCGCAGUGCUUACUGCAGCGCCAGCUGUGCCAUCAGAGACUCUGGGUUUGCGCCCAG
Molecule: messenger RNA, 2346 nt
Organism: Oncorhynchus tshawytscha (Chinook salmon)
Lineage: Eukaryota; Metazoa; Chordata; Actinopteri; Salmoniformes; Salmonidae
Product: neuroepithelial cell-transforming gene 1 protein-like
Exons: 10
Coding region: 40-1902 (620 amino acids)
Biological process (GO): positive regulation of Rho protein signal transduction; intracellular signal transduction
Molecular function (GO): guanyl-nucleotide exchange factor activity
Source: RefSeq, a predicted model, not a curated record